AUGAUUCGAUCAAUGGAAGCCGACAGCGUGGAGCUUGCGGUGCAGCUUGAGCUGUGCAUUCUUCGCGCCGUCACCCCGAAAGACUACCAGUGCGUCUUGGAGCGGAAUGGCAAAAUGGACGGGAACACCGUACGCCUGCUGCAGGCGAUUAUGCAACAGGAUGACAAGGUGCAUUUGGGGCAAACGAUACUGUUGAGUGAACAUUUUCCGGUUGCUCUCAUGGUGGUGGAUUUGACUCCGGCUACGGCUGGCGUGUUGUGCGACACGACAACCCUUAUUGUACUUCCACCAUGCGUUAGUAACGGGGCUACAGAGUUGUGCCUCGCUGCACACACGACAGAAGAGAACCCCAAAGAGGAGGAGGAGGAGGAGGAAGAAGAAGAAGGGGAUGUCGAUGACGACCAAUGCAUUGUUGUGUUGGAUGAUUCUUUGAGUGGCUCCAUUGCGGUGUCGUCCGAGAGGUUUUUUUUGCGCACCCUGCUGAUGGACGGCGCGGUGGUGUGUGUUGGUGAUGCAGAGUACACGACUGCUUUCUCCAUUUGCAUGAAAGCAGAGGGAGAGGAUGGUGCCGAUAGUGUUCCUACCCUGCACACCUCGCCCGAUGUUUUUCGUAAUAUUCGGGCUGCCAUUUUGCUUGAGUCCUUAUCGUCCGUUGAGGCGACUCGUGUGCGAUACUCAGACCAACGGCUGAAUACUUCACUUUCUGUAUUUCGUCCUGUACUCGAUUCGGCGUGCAUGCCGUUAACUUUGGGAUUGUCGAAAAAUGGGUUUAGUGAGUUGCAAAUGAGUUGUGCCGUUCUUGUGCCUGCGUGGCCUCUCGCCAUGUUGAAUGCCGUAUUGGGAGACACGUAUGAGAAGAUGUUGGUGCUUGCACUAAAUGCCUCCAAGGAGAUGUUGUCGGGCCGAAUGGUCUCUGAAGGUGACGUUCUUAUUUUUCACGUUACGCCUCAACUCUUUCUUGAGCGGCAGCUGGAUUAUACGGACGUCACCGAGGCUGUGCUGAGGCAUGUUGCACAUCUUGUACAGGACGAUGCCGCUGAAACGACUAUGAGAUUACGGCAGAACUUUGACGGUACCAUUGCGAUUCCAAUCCGCGUUGCCGAGGUGACGACAUCUUCAGGUAAACCGUACGGGUUGCUUGAGCUAGAUGGUCAGGGGACGGAGGUCGUUUUAUCCAUACGCAGCACAUUGCCUUGCGUGGAUGUGACUCCCCUUUAUCCACCAUUAUGUUCAAACGGAACAGUUUAUUUAAACUUGUCUUUCACUCUGGCCAUUCGUGGAGCGUUGGGUUCCUUUUUUUUACCACUACACUCUGCGGGGACACAUGUCUUUGUGGUGCGUGCAAUGCCGGAGAACUUUCCAUACGAGUGCAUUACGACUGCGUUGGCAGUGAAUGGUGUGGCAGCGCUUAUUGUUGACCUUGAUCAGUGGCGUACAGAGGAUGUGCAGCGUCUUGUUUCAGAGUAUAUGCAAGGCCGUGGUGAAGUGGCACUUGUGAUAAAGAAUGCGCAAAUUUUACCUGACAAUCCCCACUUGUUGCAUUUGUUUGACACGGAUGAUACCAUCAGUGAUACCUGUCUUGGGGUUCGGAUUAUUUUUCUUGUCUGCGAGGGUAUGGAGGCACCACCGCCAACGGUGGCAGCCAGGGCCCGAAAUGUGGAAGGUGUACUAAAUUGCGCCAAUCCAUCCGACACGGACCGUCGCAUUAUUGCAGAAACUCUGUUUCAAGAGGCUCAACGUUCUUUUGGUGUAUGUAAGAGCCUUCUGUUGUCAUUUGAUUCCGUAGCGUCAUGGACAGUCGGACUGAGUGCUGCCGAUGUGGUGGCGUACAUGCAGGAAUGUCUCUCUGUUCUGAGAUGCAUGCGGUUGCCGGAGGGAGUACGUCCUGUACUUUCGGAGUCAUUGUGCGGAAGUGUGCUGCAGAAGUAUCAAAAAGCGCAUGGAUACAGUCUUGUCUCGACUAAACUGCAGCCUGUGCGGUGGAAGGAUGUGGGCGGAUUGGAGGAGGCGAAGCGAGAGCUGCGGGAGACGAUUCAAUUGCCCCUGCUGCACCCGGAACUUUUUUCAACCGGCACAAAGCGACGAGCGGGUAUCCUUUUUUACGGGCCGCCAGGGUGUGGCAAGACACUUCUAGCAAAGGCAGUCGCGACGGAGAUGAACAUGAAUUUCAUGGCGGUGAAGGGGCCUGAGCUGAUCAAUCAGUACGUUGGUGAGAGCGAAAAGAACAUUCGUCUCCUCUUUCAGCGUGCACGGGACAACUCGCCCUGCAUCAUAUUUUUUGACGAGCUGGACGCACUGGCGCCGGCACGUGGCGCGAAGGGUGACGCCGGCGGGGCGAUGGAUCGUGUUGUUGCGCAGCUGCUUGUUGAGGUGGAUGGCGUUGGCCACACACGCACAGACGGCAGUACCACCGCACAGGUGUUUGUCAUCGGCGCUACAAAUCGUCCGGAUCUUCUGGACCCAUCGCUGCUACGCCCUGGCCGCUUUGACAGGCUGUGCUACUUGGGUCUUCCCGCGACGAGGGAGGAGCAGUUGGUCGCCCUCCGUGCACUCACGCGGAAGUUUAACCUCGCAGAUGACGUGGACUUUGACGCCCUCCUUGAGCCACUUUCUAUGGAUUACACCGGCGCUGAUUUUUUUGCUCUUUGUUCUGACGCCAUGAUGUUUGCUGUCGAAUCGAUGCUUCAGCGCACUGCUGCGGAGGGGGGCGACGAUACACAGUCGGUGGGGCGUCAUGCCGAAGAGGCGCCGUCUUUUUUUGUUCAGAUGCGUGACUUUGUGAGGGCGCGCGAUCAACUCAAGCCGUCGGUCUCGAAGGAAGAACUUCAGCGUUACGAGAGCCUUCGGUCGAAAUUCACCACCUGGUAG
Messenger RNA from Trypanosoma cruzi, 2868 nucleotides. Its product is annotated as peroxisome assembly protein, putative. The coding region runs from base 1 to 2868 and encodes 955 amino acids. The record is from RefSeq and is a predicted model, not a curated record. The transcript has a single exon. Gene Ontology annotation, biological process: protein import into peroxisome matrix. Gene Ontology annotation, cellular component: peroxisomal membrane; cytosol. NCBI's taxonomy places the organism in Eukaryota, Euglenozoa, Kinetoplastea, Trypanosomatida, Trypanosomatidae. Gene Ontology annotation, molecular function: ATP hydrolysis activity; ATP binding.